Molecule: messenger RNA, 2165 nt
Organism: Tachysurus vachellii
Lineage: Eukaryota; Metazoa; Chordata; Actinopteri; Siluriformes; Bagridae
Product: signal-induced proliferation-associated 1-like protein 3
Exons: 11
Coding region: 179-1975 (598 amino acids)
Source: RefSeq, a predicted model, not a curated record
GUUGUGUUGAAUUGGCGCACUCAGUGCCAUCACUUCUCUCCUGAAUGUAAGAAGCUCCAGGGCUCUGGGACAAGCCUUAAUUUGGAAGUAAACCACAAAGAAGAAACUACAUUCAAUAACAGCAUCUGCAUGUAGUGAAGGAUGUGUACACAAUCUUAAAUGGAGCUUGAAUAAAACGAUGGAAUUUACAAGGUUGAACAUGUUGAAUGAAAAUGACAGUUCAGAUGGAGGAUGGCACAUGGUAAUUGCCCCUCGUUCAGCUGAAAAAAGCUCAGAUCAGCAGGACCAGCUGGACGGGGAGUUUUGCAGAAGCCUUCCAAGGGCACAUUUUCUGCGUCCUGGCUGCUUUAAUGCUGCAGCAGAGCGAGGUGCAUUUUCUCUUGAUAACCAUGACCUUUGCUUCAAGGGAAAAAGGCUGCAGGAUCAGUGCUCCUGGGACAGUAAGAAAUCUGCGGUUGUGGCUCACUCAUGUAGUCCACACCCACUUGCACAGCCAGGCUUCUACAGUCCCAAAAUUCCUCGAUCCAGACCUUGCGAGUCUUCAGAGUUUUUCAUGACCAAAAAUACAAAGGAGUAUGAUACUCAUACUCUGCCAUUACCUCACACCAAAUUAGCUGUUUUCACACAAAGUGAAGUGUCUUGCAGGCCACAAAGUUUCAAGACCUCUGUGGUGGAAAAACCUCGACUGAUGAGAGCCGCAAUUUCUCCAACGUUGCCAGAUUCAACUUCAAUAAAUCCAAUCCAGCAGGAGACAUAUGACCACAAAUUUCAGCAUAUUAAAGACCAGGAGAUCCAGACUCAGUGUUUCUCCAGCCUGCACCAAUGUUCACUGAACUUAACCAGCACAGAGAUCUCCAGUAAGCAGGAACAUCUCUGGAAUCAUUGUGACCAACCACAGUCCACAAAAAAACAGAAGUUAUUCAAUGUGAGGAAAUGGGCUCAAGAUCCACAUCAGCUCAACAACAGCUUUACACUUCCACAAAGUCCACCUUCAUUAGAUCAUCUAAAUUUACAAAGAGAUAGCAAGCUUACUGGUUACUGUAAGCUCAGUGUGUACAAUGGCACCUGUUAUAGUUCUCAUACUCCUCAAGAUGGUUCUAACACUGCCUCACACUGCCAGUCACAUAGGAGAGGCACUCAAAACAACAGCAAACAGAGACAAAAGUCCAGUGAAGUUGGAAAUUAUUCGAUCAGCAACAGUAAUAAUAGGCAGGUGGACACAAAGUCAAAGAAUGUGUUUGGUCAGCCCCGUAUGAUCGCUACACUCCGGUCGGGCUGCACCCCACGACCUGCUUGUAAGACCACUGUAGUGGAGGACCUGAAAAAGCUCAUUCUUAUGGAUGAAGUAACCGACUCACCAACCAAAACAUGCAAAAGAGCCACUGAGUGUAUUCAAGGCUCAUCUUCCCCAAAGCCCUUAAUGUUCUCCAGCCCUGUCCUCACCAGGCAUCCUGUCCCCAGACCCAACCACCUCUCUCUACAGCCUGACCCCUCAAUGUGCCAGACACAAUGUGGGCUCUCUGACACACUUUUGUGGGAUCAGGACGUUCAGUUCGAUCAAGACCCCCUGAAUCUGACGAAUACAGCCUGCAAGCUUGACUGGAACAGCUUGGUGAAUGCAGCUAAGGCUUAUGAAACACAGGAGAUGGCUAACCACCUGGCUGGUGAGUCGCGUGACAUGCCGUCAGGUGCGAGCCCUGAACCACACAGUCCACACCUCCCUCGUGCCCUCAGUGAAGCUUCAGACGACAAUGUUUUUAUUGACUUUCCUGACCAUCUCUCUCACUUGGAGACCAUGCUGAUGAGGCUCAGCACUGAUCUCCUGAAGGAGAAGAAGGAUAAAGUGGCUUUGCUGGCUGAGGUGUUGAAACUUCGCAUGAGCAAUGAGCACCUGAAAGAGGAAUCGCUGUCAGCUAACGCACAGCUGCACAAAAUAUGCCAGAUGUUCUACAUAAACCCUGAAUCCGUAGAGUAGAACAUGAGAAGGAACAAAACCAUGAAGCAUCUUUGUGAUAAAUCCAAAUUUUAAACUUUAAUAUACAAUAAAUAAAAUAUCAUGACAACGUACGAGUUCUUUCAAGAUUCCACAAAAACAAUUUUUUAAACUCUCUGAAUCAUUUAAAACUUUCACACACACAAUAAUGUGGUAACAUAACUAAAAUAAU